AACUCAAUCUGGGUCAGAGUCAGAGUCAGGGACAGAGUUGAGCGUUAAAAAAUAGAGAAGAUGAGAAUGGUAGGACUAACAGGUGGAAUCUCAUCGGGGAAGAGCACCGUCUCCAAUCUUUUCAAGUCCCAUGGUGUCCCCGUCGUAGACGCCGACCUCGUCGCUCGCGAUGUGUUGAAGAAGGGCACUGGUGGGUGGAAAAAGGUAGUCGCAGCAUUUGGAAAGGAGAUUUUACAAGCUAAUGGAGAAGUUGAUAGGGCUCAAUUGGGCCAAAUUGUGUUCUCUGAUCCUGCUAAGCGCCAAAUUCUUAAUCGGCUAUUGGCUCCUUAUAUAUCCUCUGGUAUCUUUUGGGAAAUUGCAAAGCUAUGGAUAAGAGGGUUUAAGGUAAUUGUUCUUGAUAUCCCCUUGUUGUUUGAAGCCAAGAUGGACCAGUGGACGAAACCCAUUAUAGUUGUAUGGGUUGAUCCUGAAACACAACUUAGACGACUCAUGGCAAGAGACAGAGCAAGUGAGGAAGAUGCUCAAAACAGGAUAAGUGCUCAGAUGUCUCUGGAUUUGAAAAGGACUAAGGCAGACAUAGUGAUCGAUAACACAGGAUCUCUAGAAGACUUGAAUGAACAGUUUAAGAAGGUAUUAUUUGAGAUCAAAAAGCCCUUGACGUGGACUGAAUUUGGGCUUUCUAGACAGGGAGCGUUGUCAGUCUUUGUUUCUGUUAUUGUAGGUGUUCUUAUAUGCCGAAAAGUCUCUAGUGGUUAUGGUUUGGAACCAUCAUAAUUAUCAAAACCUCUUGCACUUGAGAUUCACCAGUGUAUCCGUGCUUUACAGUCAUGUUCAUCUGUUCUUGGAAAGGAAAAUGUUUGUUUUGUGUUUUCAAGCAACCCUGCAAUUUUACAGGCCGCAGCCUUGAGAUAAAAGAAAAGCAUUUUUGCUUUCCUCUCAAGUACUCAUCAGUUGGGUCUAACAGUGAAUGUAAUGAAGACUUGACUUAUUUGUGAAUCUUUAUAUUGAUAUAUUUUCUACUA
Quercus robur (English oak) is the source of this 1022-nucleotide messenger RNA. RefSeq names its product dephospho-CoA kinase. Bases 61 to 774 code for a protein of 237 amino acids. The record is from RefSeq and is a predicted model, not a curated record. Gene Ontology annotation, molecular function: dephospho-CoA kinase activity; ATP binding. Lineage: Eukaryota; Viridiplantae; Streptophyta; Magnoliopsida; Fagales; Fagaceae. The transcript is spliced from 3 exons. Gene Ontology annotation, biological process: coenzyme A biosynthetic process.